Messenger RNA from Rhizoctonia solani, 2280 nucleotides. Its product is annotated as Retrotransposable element Tf2 protein. The record is from RefSeq and is a predicted model, not a curated record. Lineage: Eukaryota; Fungi; Basidiomycota; Agaricomycetes; Cantharellales; Ceratobasidiaceae. Bases 1 to 2280 code for a protein of 759 amino acids. The transcript is spliced from 9 exons.
AUGGGCCCCAACCACACACCAGAAGACCGGAAACCACCGGCAAUUGAAGCCACGCCCAGGCCCCUAUCCAAAGCCGACCUCCUCCAGCGCCUAGCUCCGCUCCCCGUUGCCCCUCCACCAGCGGCUCCAGUAGCCGCAUACCAAGCCCCCGUCAAGGUAGAUCACCCUGACGCCUAUACGGGGAAAAUCGGGAAUGAGUCACGACAAUGGCUCACAAGAAUGAUGGCAUGGGUCCGCCUUAACCAGCGCAUGUUCCCAACAGACCAGGAGGGCCAUCAUCCAAACGGUGGAGGACUUCAGAGGGAAUUCCUGGCUGCAUUUGGGAACCCAGACGCCACAAGGGCCGCGGAGCGGCAAAUCACCUACCUCACUCAGACAGGCACCUGUGCUGAGUACAUUACAAAGUUUAGGACCAUUGCCAUGGACCUAGACUGGAACGACGCCGCCCUUUGUGGGCAAUUCGCACGUGGCCUCCACUGGGAGGUCAGCCGCCUCAUCGCCACCCGAGGCGGCGCCCCACUACCCUCCUGGAGCUGCAGAACGCAGCCCUGGUCAUCAACAACGCCCUCCGCGAGGAGCGUGCCAGCCACCUGCCUAAGGGUAGCCACAAGACCAGGGCGCCUCUCCAGUGACCCAACUUUGUCUCCGAGGAGGAGCGAAACCGCCGCAGGGCUGAAGGCCUCUGCAUCAAAUGCGGAAUCAAAUGGCUGGAAACCCAUAAUCCUGAAAUCAACUGGAACCAACGUACCCUCUCCUUUCCCCAUGCGCAACCAGCACGUAGCCAUCGCCGAAGAAGAGGAAGCAGACAAGAACCCCCUUGAAGGAGUACCCCCGAGUACCAUCAAUAUGCCAAGCAUGACCGACGCUGAAUCCGCCACGCUCAAGGAUUGGCUCAGGGACGAGCUCAAGGCCGGAAAGAUACGCCCCAGUAAAUCUUCCAUCAGUUCCCCUGUCAUGUUUGUACCAAAAAAGGAUGAAAAUGUCUACCCGUUACCCCGUCCUGAUGACUUGAUGGCCCAACUCCGCGGCGCCAAGGUCUUCACCAAACUGGACCUACGAUGGGGUUACAAUAACGUCCGGGUUAAAGAAGUCCCUGGUUAUGACCUUUGGUUUGACAAAUGCCCCGCCGCUUUCCAGCACUUCAUGAACGAGUUGUUCAAGGACUUACUGGAUGUAUGCGUCAUCAUAUACUUAGAUGACAUCCUGAUUUACUCCAAGGAUGACGCAUCCCACACUCAGCAUGUUCAUGAGGUCCUACAGCGCUUACUGGAAAACCAAUUGUUUUGCAAGGCUUCAAAAUGCACAUUCCAUGUGACUUCCGUAGAAUACCUGGGAAUCAUUGUCUCGGAUAAAGGCUUUAGCCUGGACAAGCUCAAAAUCCAGGCGGUACGAGAGUGGCCAGUUCCAUCAAAGGUCAAAGAAGUCCAGUCAUUCCUAGGUUUUGCCAAUUUUCUUCAAAGGUUUGUUGCCAACUUUAGUCACAUAGCCCAACCCCUGCACAACCUAGUAAAAAAGGAUACACCCUGGAAAUGGGGCACCAAGGAACAAGAGGCCUUCCAGAACCUGAAGAAUGCUAUCACCAAAACGGAUGCGUCCGGCGCAGCAUUAGGCUCCAUACUGAGCCAACGCCAGGAAGACGGUCGCUUACACCCCCUGGGAUUCUUGUCGGAAUCGUUCAAAGGUGCCGAACAAAACUACGACACCCACGAUAAAGAACUCCUUGCAAUCAUCCGUUCCUUUGAAUAUUGGCGAAUCUUCCUGGAAGGAACAACCCACCCUAUCACAGUGUUCACCGACCACAGGAACCUUGAGUAUUGGAAAGAAUCUAGGACCUUCAACCGUCGUCAUGCCAGGUGGCACCUCUUGUUAGCAGGAUAUAAUUUCCAAAUAGUCUAUCGCCCUGGUAAACAGUCCGGCAAACCGGAUGCAUUAUCCCGCCGCGCCGACCACGCUGAUAUCCCACCUGCUGACCAGACCAUGCUUCCCAACCCUGUCUUCGCCAACGUUGCACUAGUCACACCGGAAAAGGAACUACAACGCCGCAUUGAGUCAAGCCUAGACCAAGAUGAGUCCCUGGAAGAGAUCCUACAGUUCCUACAGAACGAAUCCAAGGCCCCGCCCUCCAUUAAACGCGCGUUCAAAGACUAUGAGAUGGAGGCCGGCCUACUAUUUUACCAAGGACGGAUUGUGGUACCUGAUGUAGGGACCCUACGAACGGACCUGCUGCGAAUCUUCACGAUAGCCCAUUGGCUGGCCAUCCAGGCAGGCAGCGGACCCUAG